Messenger RNA from Cryptomeria japonica (Japanese cedar), 1442 nucleotides. Its product is annotated as peroxidase P7. Gene Ontology annotation, molecular function: heme binding; peroxidase activity. NCBI's taxonomy places the organism in Eukaryota, Viridiplantae, Streptophyta, Pinopsida, Cupressales, Cupressaceae. Bases 79 to 1020 code for a protein of 313 amino acids. The transcript has 4 exons. Gene Ontology annotation, biological process: hydrogen peroxide catabolic process; response to oxidative stress. The record is from RefSeq and is a predicted model, not a curated record.
UAGUUGAAGCCUUACAAUCCAUAGAUUGAAAACAGGUAGGUAGAAACUGGGUGUAAGUAGUUGCAAUAACUGAGAAAAAUGGCUGCUUCUCUUGCAACUUUGGUAGUCAUUGUAACCUUGUGUUUGGCCUCUGCUAAUGCUCAGCUCACAUCAACAUUUUAUGAUACGUCAUGUCCUAAUGCACUGUCUUUAAUUAAAUCUGGGAUUAAAAAGGCUCUGGCAAGUGAGCCUAGGCUGGGUGCUUCUAUUCUUCGCCUUCACUUCCAUGACUGUUUUGCUCAAGGUUGUGAUGGGUCUAUACUCUUGGACGGGUCGUCAAGUGAAAAGAAUGCAGGGCCUAAUACACAUUCUGCAAGAGGUUUUGAUAUCAUAGAUUCUAUAAAGACUCAGGUGGAAGCAGCUUGCAGUGGGGUUGUGUCUUGUGCUGAUAUUUUGACUGUGGCAGCUCGUGAUUCUGUUGUAGAACUAGGAGGACCAGCAUGGACGGUACCUCUUGGGAGAAGGGACUCCAAAACGUCAAAUCUAAAUGCUGCCAACACUAAUAUUCCUUCUCCAACUUCUAGCCUUGGCAAUUUAACUUCCCUAUUUCAAGCUCAAGGACUCUCUACCAAGGACAUGGUGGCCCUUUCAGGUGCUCAUACAAUAGGCCAAGCAAGGUGCACAGUCUUUAGAAAUAGAAUUUACAAUGACGCUAAUAUUGAUUCUUCCUAUGCCAAGUCCGUGCAAGCAAAGUGCCCCUCUGGUAAAACAGGUAACAGAAACUUGUCACCAUUAGAUGUUGUUUCUCCCACUGUCUUUGACAACAACUAUUACAAAAAUCUCAGAAAAAAGCAAGGACUUCUCCACUCUGACCAAGAGCUAUUCAAUGGAGGCUCUACUGAUUCUCUGGUGACUACCUAUUCUACUAGUCAGAGCACCUUCUUUAAUGACUUUGCAGCUGCCAUGGUGAAUAUGGGAAACAUCAAUCCUCUCACUGGUAGCAGUGGAGAAAUCAGAAAGAAUUGCAGGAAAGCAAAUUAAGUAUGGAUUGGGUUUAUCACAUUAUUAAUUCGUUUAGUAUUGCAAUAAGUUAAUAUGUUAGAAAUCUGGUACAAUCAGCCAGUUUGAUCUUUUAUGUUCUAUUAAUUUGUCAAUGUAAUAAGUGUGGGUGUGGGUGUGGGUGUGGGUGGCUUCUUGGAUAGUCCAAGAAUGGAAGAAAUGUAACGAGGUUAUGAUUUUGUUACACCAUCCGUAGCAAAGGCAUAUUCAGAAGUAAAGCAAGCAGCACCAGUUGAUCGUGAUCCAGUGCCAGUUGUUUAACAGACUUAUGCUAGUGUUGGGUUAAAUUCUAUGAAUUUAAAAUGUAUUUUGUAGCCUGCAAAGUGUUCAAAUGAAAAAGAAAAUUGCUAAAAUGUACUACAUUGUAAAUUUUAUUUUGGAAGAGCUUUGUUUUGUGAGAAAAA